CUAUCCCUCUCUGAUUAUUUGAAGCUAAGCACACUCUCUUCAUCAUAAUUUCUCUAACUCCAAAUAUCAUGGCUGCCACUACAACAACCAAAAGCUUCUUAUUCAAACAACAUUCUUCCAUGUUAAAAGCAGACUCAUUUUCCUCUAACAGUCUCUUUGUUAUCCCUACACUUUCCAAACCAUCAUCAACAACAGCAGCGACACUCCAGACAAGUCACAAGAAGCUCAUUACAAAGGCAAGUGCUACAGCCAAGAAGGAAACAAUUAGUGAUGAGAGAGUUCAACAAGUUCACAGUACCGAAGAAUUCGACGUUGCACUUCAAACAGCGAAAAACAAGCUUGUGGUAGUACUCUUCACGGCUACUCAUAGUAAUUAUAGUCGUGAAAUAUACCGUUUGAUGGUAGAUUUAAGUAGAACAUGUAACAACGUCGUUUUUGUCUUAGUAAUGGUUGAUGAAUCUGACAAAACAAAAGCGAUUUGUGAAAGACAGAAGAUUGAAAGAGUUCCACACUUCAGUUUUUACAAAAGUAGGGAGAAAAUCCAUGAAGAAGAAGGAAUAAUUGGUCCGGAUGAACUCAUGCGAGACAUAUCAUACUACGGUGACAAUCAUUCAGCCGUAGUUCGACUGCAUUCAAGAAAAGAUUUUGAAAAUCUUGUUGAGGAGCAUAAAAUUGAUAACAAGCUGAUUGUUCUCAACAUAGGAUCAAAACAUUGUGAACCAUGUAUCAAGGUAUAUCCGACCGUCUUAGUGUUAUCGCGACAAAUGGUGGAUACCGUAGUUUUUGCGAGAAUGGACGGAGCUGAAAAUGAAAGUUGCAUGCAAUUCUCAAAGGAUAUGAAAGUUGUUGAAGUUCCAACAUUUUUGUUUAUCAGAGAUGGUGAUAUAUGUGGAAGGUACGUUGGAUCAGACAAAGUAAAACUGAUGGACGAGAUAGUCAGAUACCAAAAGAGUUGAUAUCAACCUAUUAUGAGCCCGUUAAUCUAUUUUGCCAUUGUUUUCAUUUUAAGUUUAAACUACAAGAUUACGAAAAUAAAUAUGUAAUCUUUCAAAAAGAUUGUAUUAAUAAAUAUGUAAUGCUUCAAAUAAAGAAAAUAA
This is a messenger RNA of Papaver somniferum (opium poppy), 1097 nucleotides long. RefSeq names its product thioredoxin-like protein CDSP32, chloroplastic. NCBI's taxonomy places the organism in Eukaryota, Viridiplantae, Streptophyta, Magnoliopsida, Ranunculales, Papaveraceae. The transcript has a single exon. Gene Ontology annotation, molecular function: oxidoreductase activity, acting on a sulfur group of donors, disulfide as acceptor. The coding region runs from base 69 to 956 and encodes 295 amino acids. The record is from RefSeq and is a predicted model, not a curated record.